Messenger RNA from Camellia sinensis, 394 nucleotides. Lineage: Eukaryota; Viridiplantae; Streptophyta; Magnoliopsida; Ericales; Theaceae. The record is from RefSeq and is a predicted model, not a curated record.
AGAUUGAGAAACCAUAUUGCAUUAUCACCAGCUAGAAGAAUCAUAUACAGAGAUUCAAAUGGAUAUUCGAUUCCGAUUCGGAAGCUUUUUAACAUCUCGCAAUUUAUGGUCUACUUCAUCAAGGAUUCAAAAGCCUCUCAUCAAACCCUGUUGUUCUUCAAGGAGGGACUCCCAACAAAACGACGACGACGACGACAACAACAACAACAGAGAUUUUGAAGAAAACCCAGAUGGGUUGUGGCUGAAAUUCCAACAGAACCACAAUGUCUUGACAAAGGAAAGCAAACAUUGCAUUCAAAGUGAUAGAGAAAAUGUUCCGAGGGAAAAGCAGACCAAAGUUAACAUGGAAAGUGACGUGCCAAGCUUGUCUUUGUGGGUUACAUGGGAUUAUUAG